AUGCUCAGCAAAUCUGUCCUUGUUGCCGCUGUUCUUGCGGCCACUGCCAGCGCUGCACUGGACAAGCCUGCCCUGACCCCCGACCUCGACUAUCUCCUUGACGGAAACACAGCCAACCUCCCUCAGAACGGGGGAGCCCGCUGGGGAAAGUGGGAGGCCGGUCUGAUCCCCGAGGACUGCAAGAGCAUCGCCGAGGGCCAGGAUCUCAACCCCGCCGACUUUGAAGUCUACGACGUCUUCUACGACGAUUGCCAAGAUGCUUGGAGCUUCUGCCGUCACAAGGACUCAUCCGAAGACCUGGAAACCUUCGUCAACACCUUCGGCCGUGUCCCCGUGAGAAUGCGCAGCUGGGUCCGUCACCUCCUGUCCAUCCCCGGUAGCAACUGGGCCUUCAACUCGAACGGAAACAUUGCUCUGUCUGGAACGACGACCUCCAACUUGGACGUCUGUCUCCACGAGACCGGACACAGUCUCGACCUGCUCGGUGCUUAUGUCGAUGGCGCUUUGUCUUCAACCCAAGAAUGGGAGGACGCCUACAACAAGGACUCGGCCGUCCCUGACAACUACGCCCGCACCAACCAAGUCGAGAACGUCGCCCAGAACACCGUCGUCGGUAUCUACGACAAGGUCGUCCCCGGCGGCUUCCCCGGCGUGCAGUCCGACUCCCAGAAGAUCAAGAACCAGUACACCCUGCUCCAAGACAAGGCCGGCGAGCAGAUCCUCCCUGGCGGUACUUGCGACCGCCACCUCCAGAACUCGGCGACGGUCUCUAUCGGCGGGUCGUCGUCUAAGCGCGACGCCAAGGUCGUUAAGGCGCGCGAGGCGCACGACUCUGCGCUCAAGGGAACGUAUACCAACAUUGUCAAGGAGUUUGCUCCUUUCAACACCAAGGACUUCCAUGAGCAGCACUAG
Aspergillus puulaauensis is the source of this 912-nucleotide messenger RNA. RefSeq lists its product as uncharacterized. The record is from RefSeq and is a predicted model, not a curated record. The transcript has 5 exons. Gene Ontology annotation, molecular function: metallopeptidase activity. Bases 1 to 912 code for a protein of 303 amino acids. Lineage: Eukaryota; Fungi; Ascomycota; Eurotiomycetes; Eurotiales; Aspergillaceae.